Messenger RNA from Columba livia (rock pigeon), 1173 nucleotides. RefSeq lists its product as uncharacterized. Lineage: Eukaryota; Metazoa; Chordata; Aves; Columbiformes; Columbidae. Gene Ontology annotation, cellular component: cytoplasm. The coding region runs from base 241 to 1173 and encodes 310 amino acids. The record is from RefSeq and is a predicted model, not a curated record. The transcript is spliced from 7 exons.
UCCCACCACGCUUUCCAGCGCUGGGGGUCAGCCAGGCCCGCAGCAGCCACAGCUGAGCAAGCCAGCCCAGAGCCCCCCACUGCGCUCCUGCCAGCCCCACGGGAGCAGCAGCUCAGCCUCUGCUGCUGCCCAGGGCAUCCCAAGCGUCCUGCAGCGCGGAGCCGGACACGCUGCUGUGGCCCAGGCUGCCCUGCUGACAGAGCGCUCUUUUGCAGCACUGCCCUGGCACUGUGGGAGGUGAUGUUCUCCGUGCCCCAGACCCUGCAAAGCGUUUUGAAGGAGCUGCUCAUCCAACUCCAGGACCCAAAGAGCAGGCUCUUCUGCACGUACCUGGAGGACCACUGCCUCGUUAGCUUGGCUAUGCUGGCCGGCAGUGAUCUGGGAGAUCGGGAGUUUGCUCUGCUCUACAUGGCCUUCAGGUUUCUGAAGGAAGAAAGGCUGGCCAUGCUCUCCCUGGUGCUCACGGGCAUCAUGACGCUGUCACAGACAGACGAGAUGGCAAGGAAAAUGAAGGUCAUGCUGCCAGACCUGAUGUGGGUCCUGCAGUGCGGCAACAAGGCCAUCAAGAUCAAGGCUCUGGCCAUCUUCAGAACCGUGAUGGCUCAGCUGCAGAGGGAGGAGGCCAGCCCCAUCGCCGUGACGCUGGCAGGAUUUCUCCUGCCCCUCUUUGAUGACGAGCUGAGCCAGCUGAGAGAGAGCUCCAUCAGCCUCUUCAGAGACCUGAUGAAGAUGGUGGUGCGGAACAACAAGAGGGAGAUGAAGAACACGGUGCAAUGUGGCCUGCUCCCUCUCUUCUUCCGCAUGAGUGACCAAGUGCAGAGCGUGGCCAAGGCCGCUGGGGAAGCCCUCCUCGCUGCAGCAGAGCUGCUCAGGUGGAAACAGCUCAAACAGCUGGUGCAGACAGAGCAGACAUGGCGGAUUGGAGAGAGCUUGCUGGAGCGGGACAGGAGCAGAGCUCAAGAGUUCUUGAGUCAGAGCCUGCCGUACCUGAGGGAUGCUCAGGCCAGCUCACGAGAGGCGGCCGUGAGGUUCAUUGCCCUUCAGCCCUUGGAGCAGGACAGCGAACCCUCCAUCUGCUCCCUGGCAGCCCAGACCAUCCACAUCCUGGGCAACCCAAGGGAGCAGCCACGAUCGCGAUGGACCCUGCGAGGCCUGUGCUGCUGGCCCCGCUAA